Fusarium keratoplasticum is the source of this 3483-nucleotide messenger RNA. RefSeq names its product Histone deacetylase. Bases 1 to 3483 code for a protein of 1160 amino acids. Lineage: Eukaryota; Fungi; Ascomycota; Sordariomycetes; Hypocreales; Nectriaceae. The record is from RefSeq and is a predicted model, not a curated record. Gene Ontology annotation, molecular function: histone deacetylase activity. Gene Ontology annotation, cellular component: nucleus. The transcript has 2 exons.
AUGGCAACUCCGUCCCGCCCAUCGCUGCCGCUCCGCCGUCAGUCGUCUACUAGGAGCCUUCGACAUGACAAUGAUGACUUGGCGCAGUCGUUGAAACAGCUGUCCAUAUCCACCUCGCCGGGCCGCGCUCAUGGCUCACCGCACCUCUCCGAACCCAGCACUCCCUUUCGUGCAUCAGGACGCCGUACUUCGCAGUCCCCAAGGCCCAAUGCUCGACUCCCAUCUCGUAGCCCUUCGCAAGGGCGCGAUCCCGGCUCGGGAACGCCCACGCUUCUUCGAAAGGCCUCGAUGAACUCGCUGCGGUCUUCAAACGGAAUGGGAGCUGUUCCGACUCCUACUCGACGUGCCAGCACCACGCAUAUCAUGUCACCAUCCCCCAAGUCUCCCUUAGCUACUCCCCCUGUCCAGGAGAAGCCCCGACCGACCGCCAGCUCAAUUGCACACGACGUCUUGAGUGCCGAAUUGCAAGCGCAUCACUCGCCCGAAUGUGCAAGCCAACCGCAAACGAUCGUGGUCCUCAACGAUGCCGUCUAUGGUCACCGAUUCUCCCGACCGAGAACCUCCCGGGCCGCCCUUGGUACGAUUGUCGAACGCCCGGAAAGAAUAAAGGCAGCUGUUUUGGGCAUCUCGACAGCUUAUGUGCGCCUGGGUGGUCGACACAGCGAGGGAGCAUUUCCACCUCAUCCUAGGAGGGAUGUCGACGACCUGCCAGGGAUCCCCUUUCGGAUACACAAGACGGAACGUAAACUUUCGCUACUAUCACCGGCGGUUGUCAAUGUUCAUGGAACGAAAUGGAUGGAAGAAUUGAAGAUGAUGUGCGAGGCGGCCGAGUCGAAGCUUGCAAUGGGAGGCAAAGAGCUCCAGAGGCCAGAGUUGAACCGAGGUACCGAGAAAGCACCCGAAAAGUUUCAUGAAGGUGACUUAUACCUCUGCUCGGAGUCUCUCAACGCUAUGGAGGGUGCCCUGGGAGCUGUUUGCGAAGCUAUUGAUACCGUCUUCGGUCCUGGACCUCAACGUGCGUUUGUGGGAGUGAGACCUCCAGGUCACCACUGCUCUGCUUCAUACCCUUCGGGAUUCUGCUGGAUCAACAAUGUUCACGUCGGAAUCAUGCAUGCUGUCCUUAAUCACGGGCUUACACACGCCGCUAUCAUCGACUUUGAUCUUCACCACGGUGACGGAUCUCAGGCCAUCACCUGGCAACAUAACACUCGAGCUAACGCGGCGGCCAAGAACGCUGCUGCGUGGAAGAAGUCGUCUGUUGGCUAUUUCAGCUUACACGACAUCAACUCGUAUCCGUGUGAGAUGGGUGAUGAGGAGAAGGUUAAGAACGCCAGCAUCUGCAUUGAUAAUGCGCACGGCCAAACGGUUUGGAAUGUUCACCUGCAGUCGUGGAAGACCGAGGAAGAGUUUUGGCGACUCUACGAGACGAAGUACAGCGUCCUGCUGGAAAAGACCAGGAACUAUCUCAAGAACCAGGCAGAACGGCUACGACAGUCAAACCAGGUUCCCAAGGCCGCCAUUUUCUUCUCGGCUGGCUUUGAUGCGAGCGAGUGGGAGAGCGCAGGAAUGCAGCGCCAUCAGGUUAACGUUCCGACGGAGUUCUACGCCCGGAUAGCCCAGGACGUCAUCAAACUGGCCGCUGAAGAGGGACUUGAGGUCGAUGGCCGCAUCAUCAGCGUCUUGGAGGGUGGCUAUAGCGACAAGGCUUUGUUUUCCGGUAUUCUCAGUCAUCUCAGUGGCUUGGCAGAUGACCAGACAUAUGAACGAGAGCCGCAGAACCUGGGACGUCUUGGUGCGGAGAUGGGACACAAGAUCGGAGUGCUCGCGGAGGAAGACGAUGAGAUGGAUACGAAGCCAUCGCUGGACUCUGUUCACAGCUAUGAUCCAGCCUGGUGGGCAAGUCCACGGCUGGACGAGCUUGAAGCUAUAGUUGCAGGUCCUGGCGGUCCUGCAGCGAAGCCACACAGCAACACGCUUCCCACUUACUUCUCUCCGACACAAGCGUCGACAGCUAGGGUUGCUGAUCCUAUCAAGAUGCGGCGCAGUCUUUCCAACUUGGGUGCUUCACUAUCACGGCCUGCCUCGCCGCCCCCGCCAGAGGUCCCCUGGACGGUUGCAGCCCACGAGCUCAGCAAGCUUCUCAUCCCUGAAAGUCGCCAGACAGACAGCUGCAAGCCUGAGGAUUUGAACGCUGAGGCAACCCGAGCGAGACGAGACCGCCAAUCAUUGCUUAUGGGAAUUGACCUUAACCCUCCGGCCCCAGCUUCACGCCCGACGUCACGCAUGUCUUUGCGUGAGAGGCGGCCCAAACCAGCUCCCCCUCCUCAGCCCACCAAGGACAAGGCGCCAAAGGGUCGUAGACAGACAAUGGCCACCACCACUUUGACUGCAGACAAGGCAAGUGCUGUGGCCCGUGGUAUCCCUUCGAGGACCAACAGCGAUGAGCCGGUGCGGAGAGCUAGUCGACGCCUUAGCGAGGUACCGACUACUCUCGCAUCCAGAGCUACAUCGCAGACUUCGUCCAGCAAUGAAGUCGACCUCCCAGAGGGCUCUGAGGCCCCUGGUCCUGGCUCUCCAGUGAGCACCAGGGCACCUCCUGGUGGAGGCCUUCAGGUUAAGAAGACACGAAACCCAGUAGCUCCUCGUAAAGAGCCCGCACCGAGGGCGCCUCGAGGCACCAAAAAGGUUGCUCCUCCCACCACAUCACGGCCCCCUACAGCAGCCCAAAGGGUUCACCCAUCGACAAAGCCUCAGGCCAGGGCUGGCCCAUCUAGUGCAACGGGUGAUGAUAUCGAUAGCAUCACAACAGGGAUGAAGAAGAUCCGCAUCAACCUCAUCACUCAGUCCCAGAAGGAAGCCAGAGAGCGAGCUCGACUUGAAGCUGAAAAGGUCAAGGCCAGAUCUGUGUCUGCCUCUGCUGCCAUCAGCCAGCCCAAGCCUGCUCGGCCCAUCGAAGCCCCAGCCGACCGCCGACAGUCGCCGGAAAUCAGAGGUCCUGACUCGGGGAACAUCUCUCCCACUCAGGUUGCAGCCCCUAACUCUGAGAUUCCUACCCCUCCGGCCACAAUCUCGUCCAGCGGCCUUACAACGCCUUUCCCAGAUGCCCCUUUUGAGAUCAAUGAGCCACAGCAGGUCUCGCUGCCCCCUAGUUCUUCUCCCAUUCCUUCUGUUUCCAUUCAAUCGAGCGACGACGACAAUGUGUUUAUUGCGUACCAACCCGAAGGCCCUGUACCAGUGGCUGUGGCUCAACAGGAACCCAUCAAAUGGCUCCCGCCUAAUGUGCAAACGCCAUCUUCACAAACGCCUGCCGCAACACCAAGCCCGGUAAAGAAGAGCAACCUCUUCCAGUAUACCGAGGGAAUACCGUUUGCGCCACGACCGCAACAGCAUGCGGGGGAGCAGAAGCCGACAGAUGAAGGUGCCAAGUCCGAGCCACCCGCUUCUAAAUCUGUUCAAGAAAUCCCUGAGACACCUCAGCAUUAG